AAGUUAUCCCGGAAUAAGGACAGCACGCAUGUGCCGUCAACCCGGAUGUAGAUAUUUCCGUUAGCUCAUUUCUGUAAAUCUCCAAGUUAUGACAAGCUCACAGUGUAAGGAAGAAUUAAACAGCCGAAUGAAUGUAUCGCGAAGAACUUGAAGUUUAAAUAGAGGCAGACGGCUCAUGUCCUCUUCUUCUGGGUUUCAGCCUCGCAACUGACACACAUAAUGGACUUUCGCGGCAGAAAGCAUGAACGCGGCAGCAACUGGACCGACCCGGAGAUCGUGGAGCUGCUCCAGCUGUGGUCCGACGAGUCGGUCCAGAUUGAACUGGAGAGCUCCCUGCGCAACCAGCGCGUGUUUGACCGCAUUGCUCACAUUUUGCGCGAAAAGGGCAUUUACCGCACAGGGGACCAGUGCAGGGAGAAGAUCAAGAAGAUGAAGCUGGAGUACCGGCGCAUUAAGGACAACCACAAGAUGAGGACGUGGAAGUUCUAUGAUGUCAUGGACAGAGUCCUGGCGAACCGGCCCGCUAUCACCUACUCGUCCCUGGGCGGAGCUGUCGUUGCCCAGAAGGUGUUUCAGAGCUCAGGUGGGCCAGAGGCGUUCCUGCAAGCUGUUCAGGCGGGUUCCUUUGGCCCAGCUUCCUCAGGAGGGUUCUUGUUUGGACACCCACCUAAAGAAGAGGCACUGGACAUUAAAUGUGAGAAUAUUGAGGAAAGCAUGCUGAACUCGGGCGUUGCACCUCCUGAGAUGUACUAUGGUUCUGGAGACGAACAGGAUAGUCCUGAUGGACAGUCUUUGCUGGAGGCAGGAGAUACACCCAGACAGGCAGAGAGCUCAACAAAUCCAAGAGUCUCGCCUUCAGAUUUUAGCGACUUGAACACUGCUGGCUCUACAACAGCUGCCCCCCAAGGUGAUCCUGUGGCGCAAGAAAUGUCUGAGCAGCCCAGUAAGGAAGGUUUCCAUGCAUCGAGCUCUGUGAGACACAGGAAGCGCCGUCGAGGCGGCAGAACCUCAUGGGAUCGUGUGAGUGGUCAGGGGAGCCUGGGUAAAGCCCUGGUCAGCUUUCUGAACUGGCAGCAGUCUGCGGAGGAGCGCCUUCUCUCCUUGGAGGAGGCGCAGCUGGAGCGAGAGUGGCAGGCCGAGGAGCGAAGGGGACAGCGAGAGGAGAGGAGGGCGGAACACGAGCGCCAGCAUGAGCUCCAGCUGUUCAGCAUGCUCACCGGGGCCUUGUUCGCCACCAGGCAGGGGGCUCCCACCACAGCACCAACAGAUUCCUCCGUCUCACCCUCGGCUCAUCUCUCAGCUUCUCAGACAGUCACAGCCACUCCUCCUGUGUCAUCUUCUUCACCACAGCCGCUCCCAGAAGCUCCCGCAAAGCAGGUGAUCUCCACAGAGGAGACAACAAAGUCGCAGCCCACACCUGCCACGGCCUGCAAGAUGUCACAGAAAGUUUUGCCCACACUGAGAGGGGCAGAGAUGCCAGGCCGAAGUGUGUACCUGUCAAACCGUGGCAACAGCAUUCGACAGCAUCGAGGCAUUCUGCAGGAGGGCUCCAUUCAAUACGCAAUGAGCAAAUACCACAGCAUGGACAACCCUGAUGGAAUAAUCAACUUGGGUACCAGUGAGAACAAACUAUGCUACGACCUCCUUCAUGCACGACUGACCAAGCCUGACAUGCUCCACGUUGAGCCUUCUUUGCUGGAGUAUUCGGACUGGACAGGACACUCUUUCCUCAGAGAGGAAGUUGCAAGGUUCCUGACUCGGUACUGCUGCUCUCCGAAGCCGCUGAAGGCCGACAAUGUUGUGGUGACGAAUGGCUGCAGUUCCCUCUUUUCAUGUAUAUCUGCAGUAAUUUGUGAUCCUAAAGAUGCAAUUCUUAUUCCCACUCCCUUCUAUGGUGUUAUCACUGAAGAUCUGGAUUUGUAUUGUGGCGUUAAACUCUUCCAUGUUCCUCUUGAUUGUGAGGCUGAAGGCAAAGACAGCCAGCCGUUCCAGCUCACUGUGGAGAAACUGGAAGAAGGUCUAAAAAGAGCUAAACAAGAGGGUCUGAUCAUCCGGGCCAUUAUUCUGAUGAACCCCCACAAUCCUCUGGCUGAAAUCUACACUCAGAAAGAAAUGACUGUCUUCUUGGAGUUUGCCAAAAGACAUGAGCUGCACGUCAUCGUAGACGAGGUGUACAUGCUGACGGUCUUUGAUGAAUCUGUCACCUUUCACAGUGUCCUCAGUCUAGAUAGUCUGCCUGACCCACAGAGGACGCAUGUGAUGUGGGGGAUGAGUAAGGACUUUGCAAUGUCAGGGAUCAGAAUAGGCACUCUGUAUACUGAGAACAGAGACGUCGUGGAGGCUUUGGCUCAGCUGGGCUCCUUUCAUGGUAUUCCUGGAACUUUGCAGCACCAGGUGGCACAGCUGCUUCAGGACAGAGAAUGGAUCGACAAUGAAUUUUUACCUGAAAACAGACGGAGGCUGAAAACUGCCCACAACUUUGUGACUGGAGAGCUGCACAGCAUAGGCAUCCCCUUCCUGAACAGACCUGCUGCUCUGUUUGUCUGGGCUGACUUCAGACAGUAUCUCCGGGAGUCAUCGUUUGAGGAGGAGCUGCGUCUGUGGAGGUGUUUCCUCCGACACAAAGUCCUGGUGAGCUGCGGCCAGGCGUUCUCCUGCUCCACACCUGGAUGGUUUCGGAUUAUCUUUGCAGAUCACCAGCACCACCUUCAGCUUGGCCUACAACGAAUUCAGGAGGCUUUGAAGGAAACUGAAGACAAAAGUGCUAGUGCUGUGACACGCUCAAUCAGAAGAACUGUUGACAUGAGCAAGAACCCAGUAAAAGAGGAGCGUGCCGGACCAGACAACGCUGUGAUUGUCAAUUCAACAUCAUCGCCUCACAGCAAGUCGUCAGAGCAGCUGAAGGAGAGGGAUAGUCCUGUGCUUGACACGGGCUCUGUUUCUCCCGAGGAGUUGGUUUUGCUGGACUGCCAAGCGUCAAAGCCUGCAGAGAGUCUGGACUCACUUAUUGGAACUCUCAGGAAUCAGAUCCAUUCCUCUGAUUGGCUGGAGAAAAACACUCCAGAGCUGUCUGCCGGGGAGGACCCAGAGAUUCUUGAUGUGUUCAAGGCCCUGCUGCAAAGAGCCAGAAAGUAAGCUUGAAGAUAAACGAGCACAAAUGUAGCCAACAAAAUGUCCUCUGUUGUGUGAUAAAAAGCCAAACACAAAUGCUGCACAAAAAGUGACUCAUCAGAGAUUAUGAUAAGGAGUAAAGAAAA
Messenger RNA from Nematolebias whitei (Rio pearlfish), 3257 nucleotides. RefSeq names its product 1-aminocyclopropane-1-carboxylate synthase homolog (Arabidopsis)(non-functional) (gene accs). Lineage: Eukaryota; Metazoa; Chordata; Actinopteri; Cyprinodontiformes; Rivulidae. The record is from RefSeq and is a predicted model, not a curated record. Bases 220 to 3135 code for a protein of 971 amino acids. Gene Ontology annotation, biological process: amino acid metabolic process; biosynthetic process. The transcript has 15 exons. Gene Ontology annotation, molecular function: transaminase activity; pyridoxal phosphate binding.